AUGUCACUUGACGACCAUCCCAUAAUACCGAAAUACUUAUUUGCAGACUUAUCACUGAGCUUAAAUGCAAUAGACAAUGUUCUUACCUUACAUUAUUCCAAUCGUAUUUCUGAUCCACUUCUCCGAGAGAUUUUGAAUUCAGCAACUAAUUUUAUAGAAAGAAAGAGAAGGAUAGAUGUAAUUGACCUUGAACAGAUUUUAUAUUUCUUACCUGAAUCGUAUCGAUUAUAUAAGACUGGGACUGAUUAUGAAGAUAUGAGUAAGAUUUAUAUCAAAUUUCCAAAGAUUGAAUUGAACACAACUGCCAGGAAAGCCCAGCUUAUGCAAGCAAUGAAUAACUGGAUGAAGAACCACUCAACGUCAGACUCUAUUCCAAAGACGAGUAUUCAAGAUAUUGUCAAGAAAUAUGAGCUUGAACAACCGGUAUCAAGAACAUCACUGCCUGUCAAAAUCACCAAACCAACAUCAAGAAAUGGAUCUCCCACUAAAGCAAGAAGAAGACUAUUAUUUGAAGAUCUUAAAAAUGAUUCUUCUCAGUUUAAGUUUAAACAAAGGGACGAGGUUGUUGAAACAGAAAAGAAUAACGGCCUUUCAUUGCUUGAACGAAUCAGACUAAAAGAGAAGUUAAAUAAACUCGAAGAACUUAAAGAUGAAAAUUCUGCAGAGCUGAAAUAUGAGACAUAUUUGUCACAAAAGUGCCAAAUGGUUUAUGAUAUAAUUUUUCAAUUGUAUAAUGUCAAUUUAGAAACAGAAACAUUCAAAUCGUUUUCGAUAACCAAAUUAGUGGAAAUCAUUAAGGACAGUUCCUCAUAUCCUUUGGAUGCUGAUGAAGUUAAAGAUGUCAUAAAACUUAUAGAACGGAAAUUGAACAAUAAAACAAGAUUUACUAUUAUAGAGAAGAAUAGAAUAACAAUUUUAAAAGUAGCUAGUUUAAAUCGCAAUCAAGAUUUAAAAAUACUUAUAUAA
This is a messenger RNA of Hemisphaericaspora subhashii, 966 nucleotides long. RefSeq lists its product as uncharacterized. NCBI's taxonomy places the organism in Eukaryota, Fungi, Ascomycota, Pichiomycetes, Serinales, Debaryomycetaceae. The record is from RefSeq and is a predicted model, not a curated record. The coding region runs from base 1 to 966 and encodes 321 amino acids. The transcript has a single exon.